Molecule: messenger RNA, 286 nt
Organism: Amoebophrya sp. A25
Lineage: Eukaryota; Dinophyceae; Syndiniales; Amoebophryaceae
Source: the annotation of a GenBank genome assembly
GGAAUGCAACAUUACAGCGAUGCGUACAGCCUUGAGGAAAAUAGAAGAUUGGAUACUUUCGAGAGACUGGUCGCAAAUUUCCCAGACUACCUUGCCCAAGUGAUUUCCGCGUCCGCAAACUCAGUCGUCACAACACGAGAACAGAAGCAGCAAGGCAAGGGUCCCGAAGAUUUAGUUCAAACGACUUCGAAACGAAACCUAGUCGAGGCCCAUCUCAAAUCAACAGGAGCUGUUGCGGGCGAUCCACUAACGGGGUCAUCUUUAUUUGAAAACUUUUACUUCCUAG